AAGAGCAAAAUGCAGCUCAAGCUAUAAACGUGGUGGAGCUUAGGCCGGCCUUCUAAGUUUUACUUGGAAGAAUUAUUUUUUGCAUCAUUCGCAAGAUAAAUACACUCUCGCCUUUUGAAUUUGAUACGUGCAGUGGAAGCCCGGCUCUCAGUCUGCAGCCAAAUGGAGGCGGGCAGCGAAAUCAGAGAAAUCCAAGAGACGAACCCAAAUCCCAAAGAAUCUUCACAGAAUGCUCCGAAUCCGGGCCCGAAACCUAAAACGGUCAGGACAAAGGUGCCGGAGGUCGAGAUCCACCUCUACCGACGAGGCAAGGGUCCUAUCGACGUGUUCAAGGCGAGUUUGGGAGGGUGGGACCAGGACCAGCUGGAGGUUCGAGAUAUCCUCGAGAAGUACGGGUUCAAGUCGGUCUAUGCAUUCAAUCCUGCCUCCGGCAGGGCCGCUCCGAUCAGGUUCAAUCGGAGGAAUGGAAGGUCUAUGAUUGGAUAUAGAGAUGGAUCCGUGAUUUGCAUUGAUGGAGAGCCAAAGGACUCCAUGAUCAAACCUGUGACCAAGAUACUGUUUGGGGUAGCAGUGAUAACUCUUUUCAUAACAAUGGCAGUGAAAGAUCCUCCUGAAUGGAUCAAAAAAUCAAACUUUUUCGGUGGAAGCUUCUCCCCAUGGAUCCUUGCUUGUGCAGUUAUUGUUUUUACUCGCAUGAGGAAGAGAACUAGCGACUUCUUAAAGAAGCAAGGCUGGUAAAUCCAUUCCUUUUUGUGUGGGUUGGGGAGAGGGUGUGCUUGAAGUGAAUUUCAGUAUAGAAAAACCAUGAUAGAUGUGAAAACAAUAUUACUAAGCAUCAGUUUCAUUAUGGUUUGAGGAGAUAAUUGAAGACUUCAUUUAUAAAUCAUAAAUAGAGCCAGAAAUAAUUAGGUUCAAAUACUUCCACCAUCAAUGUCUCUCCAACUGCUACAGAAUUUUUUUGUUGAAUUCCUUUCUCGGCUGUGUGGUUUGAAUUUGAUAGUGAAAUCUAACUUGCAAAGUUGUUAUAUUCUAUUAUUGUUCUAUUAAGUUGCA
Molecule: messenger RNA, 1053 nt
Organism: Manihot esculenta (cassava)
Lineage: Eukaryota; Viridiplantae; Streptophyta; Magnoliopsida; Malpighiales; Euphorbiaceae
Exons: 2
Coding region: 163-738 (191 amino acids)
Source: RefSeq, a predicted model, not a curated record